AUGCCGGAGGAGGAGUCGAUAGAUAUCAAAUUCAGGCUCUACGAUGGCUCCGAUAUCGGGCCCUUUCGGUAUUCAUCGGCAUCGACUGUGGAUUUUUUGAAGCAGAGGGUCGUCUCUGAUUGGCCCAAAGGCAAAACGGUAGUACCAAAGGGGAUAAACGAAGUGAAGCUGAUCAGCUCGGGGAAGAUCUUGGAGAACAGCAAGACUGUUGGCCAGUGUAAGACACCAUUUGGAGAGAUUGCAGGUGGAGUCAUUGUGAUGCAUGUUGUUGUACAGCCAUCUCUAGCAAAAACCAAAACAGGGGAUGCUCUAGAGUUCAUCCCUAAGUUUCUGGUUUGUUAUUUUUGUUCGAUACAGCAGUGA
Molecule: messenger RNA, 363 nt
Organism: Thlaspi arvense
Lineage: Eukaryota; Viridiplantae; Streptophyta; Magnoliopsida; Brassicales; Brassicaceae
Source: the annotation of a GenBank genome assembly